UCUAUCUGAUUCUAUCUAUCCAUACGUUUUUUUUUCCUUUCUGUCUAGUUUUUCUUCUUCCUCGUUCGCAGACAGAGAAGAGUCGGGUUAGGGUUUUAGUGGGUCUUGGGUUUUAGUUUGUGAAGGUUAAGAAUGCAACAGACACCACAGCCACAGAUGUUGAACCCUUCACUCAACAUUACUACUGAGCAGAUUCAAAAGUACUUGGACGAGAAUAAGCAGUUAAUUAUGGCUAUACUGGAGAACCAAAAUAUGGGAAAGUUUGCUGAAUGUGCCUCUUAUCAAGCUCAGCUACAGCAGAACCUGAUGUACCUAGCUAGAAUAGCUGAUGCCCAACCACAAGGGACAACAAUGCCUUCUCAGACAUCCCCUCAGUCCACAAUGCAACAAGAGCAUUACAUUCAACCAUCUCAAGUUGCAAUGUCUCAGCAACCAAUAUAUUUCACUCCGAAACUACCUUUCCAGAUCAAUGAUCAGCAGCAGCUGCCACUUCACCUCCAGCAGCAGCACCACCUCCAUCAGCAGCACCUCGCACAGCGGCAGAUGAGAGAUGCCCAGCAUGAAUGAUGGAGGUAUGGACGUAUGAAAGCAGACGAUACCAACUCAUAUGGCCAUCUUUGGCCAUUUUUCUUGAAUGUUUAUAGUUUUGAAGGACUUCCAAGUGCACUGGUACAUCUCUGAAGGCUAGUUGUAUCUGUACAUGGGAAAAAGCAGCUUCUUUUUGCCCCUCAUCUCCAAGCAUAAUCUCACUGGAGAAAUGCUUAAGCUGCUAUAUUGUAAGCAACAAAACCUCAAUAUCGUUAUCUUCUAUAGUGUAUCCCUUGUCCAGAGAUUUUGCAAGUCUAAGCUUGGUCUCCUUCCUAUUUUUCUGGACAAGGUAUUCUAUCAUUCUCUUUGCCA
This is a messenger RNA of Manihot esculenta (cassava), 900 nucleotides long. RefSeq names its product GRF1-interacting factor 3. Gene Ontology annotation, molecular function: transcription coactivator activity. Lineage: Eukaryota; Viridiplantae; Streptophyta; Magnoliopsida; Malpighiales; Euphorbiaceae. The record is from RefSeq and is a predicted model, not a curated record. Gene Ontology annotation, cellular component: nucleus. Bases 133 to 567 code for a protein of 144 amino acids. Gene Ontology annotation, biological process: leaf development; positive regulation of transcription by RNA polymerase II; cell population proliferation. The transcript is spliced from 4 exons.